Messenger RNA from Nannospalax galili (Upper Galilee mountains blind mole rat), 4091 nucleotides. RefSeq names its product G protein-coupled receptor 155 (gene Gpr155). Gene Ontology annotation, cellular component: membrane. The transcript is spliced from 17 exons. The record is from RefSeq and is a predicted model, not a curated record. Gene Ontology annotation, biological process: transmembrane transport; intracellular signal transduction. Lineage: Eukaryota; Metazoa; Chordata; Mammalia; Rodentia; Spalacidae. Bases 987 to 3602 code for a protein of 871 amino acids.
UGCCCAUAGUUGCCUCUACAACUUACAGUCACCAAAAACUUUAAAUCAAGCGCACGGCUACAGUUUACAUUUUAAUCUCUGAUUUAGUAAGGUCAGAGUCAUGCUACUUUAGGAAAGGUGAAAAGCAGGCUUUUGACCCAUCUGUAAAUCCUCGCUUUAUUCUCUAUGCUAUGAAAAGAGGUUAACCAAGAGAGGAAUUAACCCGACUACUGGAGGCUGACAUUAAUCAAAAGGAUGACAGGCCUCUCGUAGUCUAAGCACAAGCGGAAACCAACACUUGCAAUCUCGCACUGUGACCGCCAUCUUGUGAGAGGAGGGAGGUCGGAAAUACUGCAGCUGGAGGUUCUGCACCCCACUGCUCUAGGCUGGCUGUGAGAGGCAGAGCUGAGUGGGAGGGCUUGGAGGCCUGGGGCCGGGCGGGGCGCUGCUGAGUAGCCGGAGCCUGGGAGCGGGGCCCGACCCGGUGCUGGAGACAGGCAUCUUCUACCCUAGGCCAGGGGCGGGGCCUUAGGUGCGGGGCGGGGCUGCGUAGCUGGAGCUUGGGGGCGGAGCCUGACGGCGGGGUGGAGACAGGCAUCUCCGAGCCCCAGGCCCUGGGUGGGGCCUGGGGGCCGGUGGAGGCGAGGCCCAGAAAUCGCGUGGCCGGCUUCCCCGGGAGCUGACAGGGCCGCAGCGGCUUACCCCUCCCUUUCUCGGAAAGUGGCUGGGCUGCUGUAGCUGGCACACGCUGUGCUAGGCGGAGGGGGCUGGGGGCGGGAGAUGACGGCGGUUUCUCGUUGCUUGGCCCCCUGCGAGCACCAGCUUCCUUUUCUCAGCCAGGGCUGCAGACGUAGCAGGGACUCUGCACUCCUUAUCUUGGCGGGCCAAAGUCUGCCCCUGCAGACAAGGGGAAAAGGCAGUGCCCAGCGCUGCCCACCAUGAAUCUCUAGGGAGGACACUGAUCUCCUGCAAGUAGAGAUCUGGUUGCAGGUGAAGGGUGAAAGAAAAUGGAUUCUUAUUUACCUGCAGAGAACUCAACCAUUGCAGUUAAUAUGAACGAGACUUUGUCUACCACAGUAACACAUGGAUUUAAUUCCACUAAUGACUCACCUUCAAUGUCAAUAACAAGGCUUUUCCCAGCCUUACUAGAAUGCUUUGGCAUAGUCCUUUGUGGCUAUAUAGCGGGAAGGGCCAAUGUUAUAACAUCAACACAGGCCAAAGGACUGGGAAAUUUUGUCUCCAGAUUUGCACUUCCAGCUUUAUUAUUCAAAAACAUGGUUGUACUUAAUUUUUCCAAUGUGGAUUGGGCUUUCCUAUAUAGUAUCUUAAUUGGCAAAGCAUCUGUAUUUUUUAUUGUAUGUGUAUUAACCUUAUUGGUUGCCAGUCCCGAUAGUAGAUUUAGCAAAGCUGGACUAUUCCCUAUUUUUGCCACACAAAGUAAUGACUUUGCAUUGGGAUACCCUAUAGUUGAAGCUUUGUAUCAAACCACAUACCCAGAAUAUCUCCAGUACAUUUAUUUGGUAGCACCAAUAUCUCUUAUGAUGUUAAACCCUAUAGGGUUUAUCUUCUGUGAAAUCCAGAAGUCGAAAGACACUCAAAAUGCUUCUCAAAAUAAAGCAAAAAUUGUGGGACUUGGAUUUCUACGUGUGUUACAGAACCCAAUCGUAUUCAUGGUCUUCAUUGGCAUUGCUUUUAAUUUUAUUCUCGAUAAGAGGAUCCCUGUAUAUAUGGAAAAUUUUCUUGAUGGACUCGCAAAUUCCUUUUCUGGAUCGGCCCUGUUUUAUCUUGGUCUUACAAUGGUGGGAAAAAUAAAGAGACUGAAGAAGUCAGGAUUUGUUGUACUAAUUCUUCUCAUCACAGCUAAACUCCUGGUGCUGCCACUUCUGUGCAGAGAAAUGGUGGAACUCCUGGACAAGAAUGACAGUGUAGUGAACCAUACAAGUAUAUCGAAUUAUGCAUUUUUGUAUGGUGUCUUUCCUGUAGCACCAGGAGUGGCUAUCUUUGCAGCACAGUUCAACAUGGAAGUAGAGAUUAUAACUUCAGGGAUGGUAAUAAGCACAUUUGUGUCUGCUCCGAUCAUGUAUGUUUCUGCCUGGUUAUUGACCUUUCCCACCAUGGAUGCUAAGCCAUUGGCAUAUGCCAUCCAGAAUGUUAGUUUUGAUAUAAGUAUCAUCAGCUUAGUCUCCUUGAUCUGGUCUCUUGCUAUUCUUCUCUUGAGUAAGAAAUACAAGCAGCUUCCUCAUAUGCUUACAACUAAUUUACUCAUUGCUCAGUCUAUUGUUUGUGCUGGAAUGAUGAUAUGGAAUUUUGUUAAAGAAAAAAAUUUUGUUGGACAAAUUUUGGUGUUUGUUCUAUUGUACAGCUCCCUGUAUAGCACCUAUCUUUGGACAGGCCUUCUAGCAAUUUCUUUGUUUCUUUUGAAAAAGCGAGAGAGUAUACAGAUUCCUGUGGGCAUCAUCAUCAUAUCUGGCUGGGGAAUUCCUGCUCUCCUUGUUGGUGUUCUUUUGAUAACUGGAAAACACAGUGGAGACAGCAUUGACUCAGCCUUCUUUUAUGGAAGAGAGCAGCAGAUGAUCACCACAGCAGUCACCCUGUUCUGCAGCAUUUUGAUAGCUGGUGUAUCACUCAUGUGCAUGAACCGAACCACCCAAGCUGGGCACUAUGAAGGUUUUGGCCAGUCUCAGAGUCAUAAACCAGUAGAGCCUGGAAGCACUGCAUUCGAGGAGAACACAGCACCAACAAAUGAACCAGAACUCUUCACAAGUUACAUCCCAGAAACAAGUUGCUGCUCUUGUUCCUGGGGAAAUGGUGAAUUACACUGUCCAUCAACAGAGCCAGUAGCAAACACAAGUACCAGUGGGCCUGUGACUUCUUCCAUUGAGAAAAAUGAUCACUGCGUGAGUCGCUGUAACUCCCAGAGCUGCAUAUUAGUCCAGGAAGAGGAGCAGUAUCUGCAGAAUGGAGACCCGCAACUGACUCAACAUGUCUUGCUGUGUUUACUUCUCAUUAUUGGCCUAUUUGCUAAUCUCUCCAGCUGUUUAUGGUGGCUAUUCAACCAUGAAACUGGAAGACUAUAUGUUGAAUUACAGUUUUUCUGUGCUGUGUUUAACUUUGGCCAGGGAUUUAUUUCCUUUGGAAUCUUUGGAUUGGACAAACAUUUAAUCAUCCUGCCUUUCAAAAGAAGGCUUGAAUUCCUGUGGAACAAUAAAGAAACAGCAGAAAGCAGAGAUUCCCCUGUGUCGGAGGAAAUAAAAAUGACCUGCCAACAAUUUGUUCAUUAUCACCGUGAUCUGUGUAUCCGAAACAUUGUUAGGGAAAGAAGGUGUGGUGCAAAGACUUCUGCUGGGACCUUCUGUGGCUGUGAUCUGGUGAACUGGCUAAUUGAAGUCGGCCUUGCCUCUGACCGUGGUGAAGCUGUGAUAUAUGGAGACAGACUGGUACAAGGGGGAGUCAUCCAACACAUUACCAAUGAGUAUGAAUUUCGGGAUGAGUAUUUGUUCUACAGAUUUCUUCAAAAGAGUCCUAAACAGAGUCCUCCUGCCAUUACUGUAAGCGACCCCCAACAGGAACACUAUAAAGAAAUUGACCAUUCAUGCUCACCCUCACUUUCCCCUAAGACUUAAAUUAUGAAGGAGAAUCUUCACAUGGAAUCAUACUGCAGCCUCACAUCUAUUACUUUUUAGCUGUGUGACCUUGAGCAAGUUCCCUUUUUGAGCGUCAGUCAUCAAUUGUGUAUAUGAUAAGAUGCAUUCCUACCCCCAUACUGAUAUUGUAUCAUUUUAUGUGUAUGUAAGGCACAUAGGAAACUAAGAGAAAACCAAAUCAAAAGUAAAAAUUCUGAUAAUACAAUAACUGCUAUAAAAUACUAUUCUGUCAAUAUUUUUAAAUUAUUUCUUUCUGCAACUAUUUGCUGUAAUUUCAAAAUCAACAUUCAAUUGACUGUUAUUUUAAAUUGCCAAAUUUGGCAGAUUUACUGCUGGCAAAAUGGACUUUAUGACAAUUUUACAUUUAUUGAUAAUACUUCCCCUAAAAGGAUUUUAUUUAUUCUAAUAAAAGGUUAUUUAUUUUUUCUUUCUACUUCUUUGACAAAUACUACUCAUUUAUAAAUUAAA